AUGGCUGAUUUUGACCCAUUGAAUCCCCCUCCCAAGUUUGUACACGGUAAAAAAUCUGACCCAAAACAUCCAUCAAAACAGAGUCGACGAGACAGUUUGACUGACCAGAACAAGCCGUCUACUCCAGAUAAGCUAGCUGAUACUGAUGCGCAGCAACAAUCAGCCACUAAACCUGACGCUCGAUUUUUAACAGAGGUUGUUGCCAAAGGACACCGCAAAAAAUCAAAGCCUAAAGAAGUUGUGUCCAAUCCAUUGGGGCAGCUGAAGUCUCCGUCUCCACAGCGAAAACUGCGUAAACUAAGUGAUACACCCCAGAUGGAAAGAGAGGAAAGUGUCUCCCAAACUUCAACGGAGGAAAAUUUCUCCCAAAUCCUGGACGAAUCUCAGAUGUCCACAGAAUCACCACAGAUACAUCCAUCUCAACGGGAUUCAGAGAGCGACCACGAAUCCGUCUCCUCUGUCGUAAGCGUCUUCGAUCAAGAGAGAUUAACCCUCAAUACAGGGGGAUGUUCCACGCCCAUCAAAAACAACUCUGUUCAGUCUACAGGUCUGCAUGUAAGCCAAAGCGAGCGAACCCAGAUAGUCUUCCCAAGCAAUCCCGGUAACUAUGGGAACAAUGAACAUGAAACCUGGACACUCACCACAGACAACCACCGACGCCUCCUGAUCAGCUUCGAGAGCUUCGACACCGAGUCCUGCUGCGACCACUUGCAGAUUUAUGAUUCCACAAGCGGUCAACGGUGGACGUUAAGCGGAUCCUCACAUCCCGCCAUGCUGGUGUCUGUCGGAAACACCCUUCAACUAACGUUCAGUUCUGAUGGAAGUGUGACAAGGACAGGGUUUAGCCUCCUCGCAAGCAGUAUCGACAGGCAGGAACACGGAAACUUCAGCUGCAACUUCGAAGAAGGGUUUUGCGGAUGGAAACUUUCAACCGAGGGCGAUUCAUAUUGGACGCGCCAGCAGGGGCCAACUCCUACUGUUGACACAGGGCCAAAUUUCGAUAGGACGUUGGGUAGCAGAGGUGGCCAUUACAUUUAUUCUUCACUAGGAAAGGGAAGUGAAGGCGACAACGCAAUACUCAUCAGUCCCUUGGUUUCACCGGGAGGGUUAAAGCUGGGGAACAACUGGUGCUUCAGUUUCUGGUACAAUAUGUUUGGGGGCGACAUGGGAAUGUUAAAUGUGUACCGAUUUCCAGUCUGGGGGAACGCCAGUGAAGGUGAACUCAUCUUUAGUUGGAGCGGUCAAUGUACGACCAAUGUGGAGUGGCUGAAAGCUAGAGUUUGCGUACCAAAUGCGACUUCAGAAUUUGAAAUUGCGCUGGAGGCAGUACGUGGUGACGGGUAUCGCUCGGACAUCGCCAUCGACGAUAUUAAAAUCGAUGCGCCUGAAGUUUUUCUUUUUAAUUCAACUGAACCCUUUUUCGCCUGUGCUGGUAAAGUAUUUCUGAUGGAAGGGGUUGAUCAAACUUUUACAUGCGUGAGUGGCAACCCCAAUGCAGAGCUUGUAUGGGUGUUGGGUGAUCAGCAAGUACCAGCGACAGAUAACAAUUUUCACAACAGAGAUAAAGUGACUGUCAGUAGUACCGUACUGGUUUCCUCGACGAGGGAUAUCCAUGGAGUGGUCUUACAGUGUCUUGCUGUGGAUGCCGAUCACAAGGUUCUCGACAGUAGCAACGUGACACUUGCUGUUAAAGUUACUCCAAAAGCAUCGUGGAUCUCCUUGAUUGGUUCUGGUGGCAAGGAGCUCACACCUGGUGGGACGGUGAAGGUGGACAGUGGUAUACCAUACACCUUUACCUGCAAGGCUAACGACACGUGGCCUCACGUGCAAAUCCAGUGGUACCUCAAUGGCACCCUGCAAGAAACAUUCAGGCCUAAUUAUGGAGCCACUGAAGACAGCUGGACAUUCACUCCUACACUAGAGAGCCACAGGAAAGAGGUGAAAUGUGUGGUGAGGACUCGAAAAUUGUCGGACGCUCACGUAGUUUCAGCAGUCAUACUGAUCAGUGCAAGUUUACAAUUCAACUGCACCUUCGAAGAAGGGAGCUGUGGUUGGAGACAAUCAGCGGAGGACAGUUCAGAUUGGUUGGUGCAUCACGGGCCAACUCCUAGUAGUCGGACAGGGCCAAACUUCGACAGAACACUGGGCAAUGCAAGUGGAUAUUACAUCUAUUAUGAAGCGACCCCUGGAGGGAAGGGCAGCAACGCUAUACUCUUAAGCCCCCCAAUUUCACCAAAUAGCAGUCAACUAGCAAACAACUGGUGUUUCAGUUUCUGGUACAACAUGUUUGGAAAUGAUAUGGGAACGCUAAAUGUCUACCAGCUUCCAUUUAGAGGGAGUUUCAGCGACGGUGAACUCAUCUUUACAAGAAGCGGGGAAUACACAACUGGCGUAGAAUGGUUGAAAGCAAGAGUGUGUGUACCGAAUGCGACCCUAGAAUUCGAAAUUGCACUGCAAGCGGUGCGCGGUGAAGAUUUUCGCUCAGACAUCGGAAUCGACGAUAUUAAUACCGUUACCCCUGGAAUUUACCUCUUCGAUUCAACCGAAAACUACCCCUCCAGUGAUGGAAAAGCAUUUCUGAUGGAAGGUGUAGGUCACGAAUUUACGUGCAUGGUCAAUGAUAACCCCGAAGCAGAACUGGUGUGGAUCUUGGCUGAUAAUUCGAUAGCGGCAACGAGCCAAAUGUUUGACAACACAGAUGAUUCAACUGUCAUUAGUAACGUCCUGGUGUCACCUACUUUCGACCUACAUGAAACGAUGCUACUGUGUAAAGCUGUAGACAUUGCUGGUUCGUUGAUCGACAACAUCAAUGUGACAAUUGUUGUAGAAGUUACUCCGAAGGCAUCAAGGAUGUCCUUAAUUGGUUCUGGUGGCCGGCAACUUACACCUGGUGGGACAGUGAACGUUAACCAUGGUAUACCAUAUACUUUUACCUGUGAGGUCAGAGAUACGUGGCCUCAAGCCAAAAUUCAGUGGUACCUGAAUGAUGUCCUGAAAGAAAGCUUUAUUCCUCCUAGAGAGAGUGAUGGUCUAGUCACCACGGAACACAAUUGGAUGCUAACUCCAUCUGCUGAUAGCCAUGGCUUGGACGUAAAAUGUGUGGCGGCCACAGCAUCUUCCCUGGACGCCAAAGUAUCUGUAGCGGUCAAGCUAGUUGUAAAAAGCAAGUAUAAGGAAAUGUAUAAUUACGCAGGAGACUGUGCAUUUCGUGAUGAAGUAAUUAUCGCACUGUAA
Messenger RNA from Acanthaster planci (crown-of-thorns starfish), 3234 nucleotides. RefSeq names its product MAM and LDL-receptor class A domain-containing protein 2-like. The record is from RefSeq and is a predicted model, not a curated record. Lineage: Eukaryota; Metazoa; Echinodermata; Asteroidea; Valvatida; Acanthasteridae.